AUGGAAGCUCAAAAACAGCUGAUUGAUACUUUAAAAUCAGCAGGGUUCCCAUUAAAAAAGAUAACGGCAAAUCAUCCAGAUUUGUUGUCUCAGAUAUCAUCUGAUGAUUUAUUGAACACAGAAUUUUUGAAACUCUAUGAUUCAAGUUCAACAAAAACUUUGGGGAUUCGAUGGAAUGCUAUAAGUGAUUCCUUCACUUAUAAAGUAGAACAAUUAAAUUCGACAUCAUCUUCAACAAAACGGCAGAUUCUCUCUGCUGUUGCUAAACUUUUCGAUCCCGCAGGAUGGCUUACGCCUAUUAUUAUUCAAGCCAAGAUUCUUUUACAAGAAUUAUGGCAAGACGGGGUCGGUUGGGAUGACGAGGUCAAACCACAAUUUCUUGAUAAAUGGAAAAUAUUUGUUGAUAGUUUUCCUACUAUCGAAUCCAUUGAAAUUCCAAGAUGGAUCCACUACCAUCCUCAAUAUAAUAUCCAAAUACAUGGAUUUUGUGACGCUUCUGAGCAGGCUUAUUGCGCUACACUAUAUGUGGUAUCCGAGAACUCUGGUAUUCGGUAUUCACAUCUGCUUUCUGCUAAAAGUAAAGUUGCCCCCUUGCAACGGAUAAGUUUACCUCGACUUGAGUUAUGCGGAGCUCUUCUGCUUUCCAGACUCGUAAAGCAAGUACUUACGAACCUUCCAAUCUGCAGCCCAAAGCUUUACUUAUGGUCAGACUCAACCAUUGUUUUAGCUUGGCUACAAAAACCUCCAUCAGUCUGGAAAACGUAUGUAGCUAACAGAACAACUCAGAUUAUAGAGAAUGUUGGUAAUGCCAGUUGGAAUCACGUUCCAACGGAUCACAACCCAGCUGAUCUUGGCACUCGCGGUUGUAAACCACAAGAUCUUGUUAACAACCUAUUGUGGUGGUAUGGACCAAUGUGGCUCUUGGACUCCCAAGCAAAUUGGCCCAAAUAUAGUUCUCUACCUGACGCUCUUCCGGAAAAAAGGAGGAUUUCAGUCUGUUUUUCAACACCGGCUGACAACAGUCUAAUCGAUAGAUUCUCCUCUUAUCCUCGAGCUCUUGCUGUUACAGCUUACGUGCUCAGGUUUAUUAGCCUUACGGAGCUUAAAGAAUCAAAAGUUAUGCUGAUCAAACUAACUCAACGAGUUUAUUAUCCCCAGGAGUAUAGUCAGCUCUCUGAUGCGAAACUAAUUUCAAAGAAAAGUUCUAUUCUCACUUUGAACCCAUUUCUGGAUUCGAAUGGAACUAUGAGAGUUAACGGUAGAUUAGCCAAUUCAUGCCUAAACUAUGAUGAAAGGUACCCUUUCAUUAUUCCAAACUCGUCUAACUUCUGUAGAAUGUUUCUUGACUUUGCUCAUAAAACUCUGUUGCAAGCUGACAUUUCCCUAAUGAUGAAUGCAAUUCAAAGUCAAUUCUAUAUACCAGGACUUAAAAGAACUGUUAAAAAAUGUGUUCACCAUUGCUUAGUGUGCGUCCGUUAUAAGCAAAAGCUGAAGUCUCAGAUUAUGGCAGCUCUGCCCCCGGAAAGAUGCUCCUUUUCUUUACCAUUCACUUAUGCGUGUUGAUUUUGCGGGGCCUUUUCAGAUAAAAUCAGGUAACUUGCGAAACUCUCCUUAUAUGAAAGGAUACGCUUGUAUAUUUGUUUGCUUUUCCACAAAAGCUAUACAUCUGGAAGCGUGCUCUAGCUUAU
Lucilia cuprina (Australian sheep blowfly) is the source of this 1688-nucleotide messenger RNA. RefSeq lists its product as uncharacterized. The transcript has a single exon. Lineage: Eukaryota; Metazoa; Arthropoda; Insecta; Diptera; Calliphoridae. Bases 1 to 1563 code for a protein of 520 amino acids. The record is from RefSeq and is a predicted model, not a curated record.